AUGCCAGCCGCUCUUUAUCUAGUUGUAGUUCUUUUAGGCCAAGUUGUUGUGGAAAAAAUAAGUUUCAAACAUAUGACCUCGUGCAGGGAUGAGUUAGGCCGUUUAAUUUCUGAGAAAAGAUGCCUAACCAGUCUCAAAAUGGAAGGCUGCUGUAACCUUGGUGGUUUUAGUUUUUCUUCCUCCAGUCUGUCUACCAUUUGGCUUUCAGAUCUUCACUCCCUCUCUAAGAUGGUUUUCAACUGCCCGAAUUUGAAGGAGAUUUCCUUGAGUUUUUCUCGGCAAGCAAAUGAUAGAACUGACCUUACCACAAUUGUUGAUGGCUUGGGAAGAAGCUGCCCAAAGCUACAGAAUAUCCACAUUGCUUCUGUUCGGCUUUCACAUUCUGUGGUGCUUGCUCUUACAGCUGCAAAUUUGAGGGGAUUGCGAAUGCUUUCUCUUGUACUGGGAUCAGAGAUAUCUGAUGCAUCAGUUGCAGCUAUUGCUUCAAGCUACUCAAAUCUGGAGUUGCUUGAUUUGAGUGGAUCUAGCAUCAGUGACAGCGGCAUUGGAAUGAUCUGCAAUGUAUUUGCCGAAACACUAUCAAAGCUACUUCUUGCUCUCUGUCCCAACAUCACUUCGAGUAACCUUCUAAACCUGUUUUGA
Molecule: messenger RNA, 642 nt
Organism: Olea europaea var. sylvestris
Lineage: Eukaryota; Viridiplantae; Streptophyta; Magnoliopsida; Lamiales; Oleaceae
Product: F-box/LRR-repeat protein 17-like
Exons: 5
Coding region: 1-642 (213 amino acids)
Source: RefSeq, a predicted model, not a curated record